AUGUGUUUGGUUAAGACACACACAGACACAGACCUACAAGACAUGGCCCGCAGGUACGGAAACCAACCUCAGGAGUCAUCACGAGAUGCAUUGGCACGCAUUAUGCGCACCACCCCUACCCCCAUCCCUCGGUUCACACCGAGCAGAGGGCCGGAGCGAUACGGACGCACUUUCGCCAAUCUUGUGGAGGGUAUGAAAAGUCAAGACCGACUCAUAACUCCGGCCACCGAUCAAAGCGUUGCCGGAGUUGGAGGCCUACCCGACCCCACCCAUCACUGGGGUUGCCGGUGGCCGCCGGCGCCGGACACCGCUUCCGUCGCACUGGACACCGCUCCCCAAACCGCCCAGAGGUCCGCCAACACCGCUCCCCAAACCGGCCAGAGGUCUGCCAACACCGCUCCCCAAACCGGCCAGAGGUCUGCCAUUAUACCUGUCCAGCCUUUCCUCAUCGUCACCCUCUUGGCCAACACUACUGACCGGCAACUCAGCCGACCCACUCUGGCCAACACCGGCCACGUCCUCCUCGUAAGCCGUGCGCAACAGUGCGGCCAUGUCUGUCAGCUGUACGUCCCGGAGCUAAUCGUAAGGCACAGAUGGAGGGAUGAGUGGCCGGGGAAACGGCCCAUCGGACGGGUGAGGGCUGACCUGUUCGGGUGGCGGUGUGAGUGGGCUCGGCAUGGGUUCAAUAGCAGCCGUGUCUGCGCUGUACCUAUGGUCCGUGGGCGGAAACUGUUUCCGGUGGCCAUCGGUGGCCAAUCCUUCCCAGUAGUCAAUACGAUCCCUAAUAGGAUAAGCAUAGGUCGGCUGUUCGCGGCUGAGCUGUCGCUGUGUCGACCGGCAUGUCUUGUCCAAAGGGUACGGCUCGACCAACCGGUGGCCCGAAAAGGCCAGACUCGGCCAAUUCGGUUGAGUACAGGGGCUGCGAUGUCGGGGCACGAGUAUAGACCGGUGCGUAGCCAUAAGGGGCCGGUUGUGGCGCCAAUAACGGGCCCGAUAUGUAGGGCACAUCUGUGUCUAUUAGUGUUGGAACAAAACUUGUCGGCUCUACCGGUGUCUCAAUGUGUUGUAAGUUACCGAACGGUUCCCCCGAAGCGAAUCCAUGCGCUGAACCUGGUUAAGACACACACAGACACAGACCUACAAGACAUGACCCGCAGGUACGGAAACCAACCUCAGGAGUCAUCACAGGAUGCAUUGGCACGCAUUAUGCGCACCACCCCUACCACUACCCCCAUCCCUCGGUUCACACCAAGCAGAGGGCCGGAGCGAUACGGACGCACUUUCGCCAAUCUUGUGGAGGGUAUGAAAAGUCAAGACCGACUCAUAACUCCGGCCACCGAUCAAAGCGCUGCCGGAGUUGGAAACGUUUCAGAGUAUAGCUACCCGACCCCACCCAUCACUGGGGUCGCCGGUGGCCGCCGGCGCCGGACACCGCUCCCGUCGCACUGGCUCCCCAAUCCGCCCAGAGGUCCGCCAACACCGCUCCCCAAACCGCCCAGAGGUCCGCCAACACCGCUCCCCAAACCGGUCAGAGGUCUGCCAACACCGCUCCCCAAACCGGUCAGAGGUCUGCCAACACCGCUCCCCAAACCGGCCAGAGGUCCGCCUGAAGAGCUGGCACUGGGCGGGGCUGUUGGCGGAGUGCCCGCAGUGGGUGAGGACUACGUGCCCACCGGUGAGACACCAAAGCUACGAGAAAGUCAAAAGCCAUGGCCGCAGUUGAGGGGUCGCUACGAGUUCGCGGCCGACACCUACCAGACCGCGCGUACGGGCAAUACGACGUCCGGUGAGCUGAACGUGAGCAGCGAUGAGUGGCCGGCCGGCGUCUUAAGACGUGUGCCAGUGGCCCAACUCCAGGCUAAGACUAAACGGGAUUUGCGGAAACUAAAGGGUAAGGGCUUUGACGUGGCCUACAUCGCCAAACAAUCACUUGGCCGGGGCGCGUUUGGCCAGGUGUUCAGCGGUGAUUAUACCAAUCAGAUCGAGGUGACAAAGCGCACCGAACAGGGCCGCUACCUGAGCGAUGUCAAGUCGGGCGAUCGGUUCGCGGCCAAGUAUGUCCAGUUCCCGCCCACUAGUGAGGCCAGCGAUCAUCUCAACUAUUUCAUCGAGAAAUGUGUAUUGAAAUCACUGCAACACAAAAACAUUGUCGCCUACAGAGUGGCCAUCAAUUUGGGCCGAAAAGUGAUACUUCGCAGCGUAUCGGGUGACCCGUCGCAGGACAUUGUCUCCUGUAGGCGAUCGUUUUUGGUCAUGGAGUGCGCCGACCAAGGUACUCUCAAACAGUUUGGCGUCGCUGGCCGUCUCACCGAUCAGUUGACGGUGCAAUUUACCCGGGAAUUGUGCACCGCCAUGGCUUAUAUGCACGGCAAAGGGGUCAGUCACGGCGACGUUCACGCCGGGAACAUGCUGGUGUUCAGCGCACCCGGCGGUGGGUAUAGCGCCAAAUGGUCCGACUUUGGUCUGGCGGUGUCCCGAAACGUGUUCGCCCGGUGGGGACACGAGCUGUCGCCCAGAGUGAUGUUCAAGUGUGCCAAAGCUGAUGCCAAAUAUCUACAAUGGGUGAUCCAAUACAUGUUGAACACGUGCGCCAACAAUCCAGUUACUACACAGUGUAGGAUGUUUUCCGGACAACAUAAUGAGACAACAGUAAACACACAGGACAUGUGCAGCGCACAGGGAUCGCCUGCUAUGGCCCAACCAUACGUCCCCACCGGACGCACAUCACCCGCACGGGAGAGUCAACGACCGCACCGGCGGCUACAGAGUCUCUUCGAGAUGGCGCCCGACGACUAUCGGACCAGUUGUACGGGCGAUACCGCGUCCGGCGAAGUAAACGUAAGCAGCGAUCAAUGGCCGGGCGGGCGCGUAGGCCGGGUGUUGGCCCGUGUGGUCGCCCUGACCCCCGCCGCCCGACUCAAGCGUAAAACCAAACGGGAUUUGGCCAAACUAAGGGACCGGGGCUUUUCUGUUUUGUACACUAAUGUAGGUUCGUUGGGCGCCGGUAUGUUUGGUCAGGUGUUUGCCGGUGUAUAUACACAACAGAUAGAGGGUAUUAAGUGUACUAAACAAGGUCAGUAUUUGCGCGGUUGCGCAGCCGGGCCAGUAUUUUGCAGCCAAUAUGUCCAGUUCACGGCCGACACUGAUCCACAGCAACAUCUUAUACACUAUAUUGAGAAAAAUGUAUUGAAAUCAUUAAGUCAUGAGAAUAUUGUCGCAUACAAAGUGGCCAUUAAUUUAGGCAAAAAAGUGAUUCUUUGCAACCCAUUGGGCGCCGACAUUGUGAGUCAUAUGCGCAUGUUUUUGAGACGUGGACCUCUAUCACCCGGUAAAGCCGUACCAGUGCGGACCGACCAAAGCCCGGCCACUCGCCCGCCCGCCGAUAAUGCCAUAUAUAUCGGAGCCUUAGAGCAUAUCAAUCGUCUACAGCGGCAAUACGCGGAGGCGCCCCGCGGUUAUGAGCCAACCCACGCCCUCCCGGACCACACACUGUCCGGCGAAGUGCACGUCAGUAGCGGCGAUGAAUACAGCGGUUGGUUGGGAGGUGUGGUGCCCACCCGUACCAGUGCGGCGGUGUUGAGGCGCAAGACUGAGCGCGAUGUGGCCAAACUGUAUGACCUGGGUUUUGACUUGAGAGUGGACUCCGCCGGCCAGGUAGGUGAAACUGGUCAGGUGUUUGUGGGCGUAUACACCGCACAGAUCACAGACAUCCAGAGAACAGACCAGGGCAAAUAUCUACGCCACGUACGGCCCGGACAACCGUUCGCAGCCAAAUACGCUCAGUUGGCCACCGAUACCGAGCCCUACGACUACUUGUGCCACGUCGUUGAGAAGGCUGUGAUGAAAGCGCUGAGCCAUCCAAACAUUAUGGCCUACAGAGUGGUCAUUAAUUUAGGCAAACGAGCGAUACUUCGCAACGUUUCGGGUACCAAUUAA
Messenger RNA from Medioppia subpectinata, 3936 nucleotides. Lineage: Eukaryota; Metazoa; Arthropoda; Arachnida; Sarcoptiformes; Oppiidae. The record is from the annotation of a GenBank genome assembly.